CAACUCUCAGCGCGCGGCGGAGACUCGUUUUCCCGCGUGUAACAUUUGAUCAAUGUUAGAGUGCAAGGUAAAACCGGUUUCGUGGACCUCGAUGUGAGUAAUCAUGGAACAAGGGGAAAGCAAAAUCUCUGUGUGGGUAUGCCGGGAGGAGAAGCUGGUGUCCGGGCUGUCCAGACGCACCACCUGCGCGGAUGUAGUGAAAGUGCUGCUGGAGGACCAGAGCUUCCAGAAAGGCGCGAUGCUCACCGGUCCUCCACAGUCGUACUGUAUCGUGGAAAAAUGGAGGGGUUAUGAGCGGAUUCUGCCGAAUAAAACCAAAAUCCUGCGGCUGUGGAGCGCCUGGGGCGAUGAGCAGGAGAACGUGCGCUUCGUUCUGGUCAGGAGCGACGCGUCGCUGCCCAACAGCGGACCGAGGAGCGCCGAGGCGCGGGUCGUGCUCAGCAAAGAGAGCCCUUGCCCUACCAGAGCCACCAUGCAGAUUUCACACGACAAACAGCGGAGGAUCGUGCGGAAGGCUUUUAGAAAGUUGGACAAAAUUAAUCAGAAGAAGGAGGAGGUUUCUUCAAAAGACAAACCAUCUGCGGACAAAAUGGAAACGCUCGCCCAUCUCAUUAUUUCGCAGGAUCAUACUAUCCGACAGCAGCUACAGCGAAUAAAAGAGCUGGAUAAUGAAAUCGAGAGGUAUGAAUCGAAAGUUCACUUUGACAGAAUGAAAAUACACGGCGUAAACUACGUGCAAGACACUUAUUUGCUCGAGCAAGGCUUGGAUAGCGAUUCCAGCGCGCAUCCGGACGCGUCCUUUGCGCAGUUUGAGGAAUACGCGUCACGCUGCGACCAAGUCAUUCAACUUCAGGAGGAACUGACCGAGAGGGAGGCUCUGAUGGAGAUACUUACAGGGGAAAUACAAGAAGAACUCAACCACAGGUGGAUGAGACGGCGACAGGAGGAGCUUUCCAACAAAGACGCGGAGAGCAGUGGAGAAGAAACGGCUCUCAAGGUGACCCCGGUCCCAGUUGCGCCGGACCUCCUAACAGACAAUGAACUCCAGUUAGAGGAGGCGAGGAUCAAAACACAACUGGAUACGAGUUUAUACAUCGGGCUGCGCUUGAACACCGAUCUGGAGACGUUAAAGAGCGACUUGGAUAUGAGUCAGGAGCUUUUGGACGCGAAAGAAAAGGAGUUGAGGGAAUUACUCGAAAAGGUUCAUAGAUUAGACGAGAUGGAAGAGAAACAGGCGGAAGACAGCAAAGAUGAGGGAGUAACCGAACAACUGCCUUCAGUAGACAAUGUUUGGGUAGAGCAGGCGAGGGGACUGUCCAAAACAUGCACCCAUGAUGAUGACUCGGACACCGGGUUGAGUUCAAUGCACAGCCAGGACUCGGAUAACGCACCUGUUUGCGAGUCUCUUGUGUGACAAGACGAUUUAGAAUCAUUCACUUCGGCGCGAACUCAGGGACAUUUCGCCUCUAUUGAUUUCACGAAUCUUCUCUCUUUAUAAGAGAGGAACGCAUGUAAAUUAUACCAGUCUAGUGUUAUGAUCGCCUCGCUCUGUAAUUGCCUCACUCAUACACAUGGAGAAUAGAUUGUAAGGUGCAGCUUUCCAAAUCAUAACGAAUUAACCAAUGCAUAGCCUGAGAUGUCCACUGUGUGCUGACUUAUGUUGCAGUACCAACAGUAUGUAUUUGUUUUCUGUAGCCUUAUGUGAAAAGCUAGCAUUAGAGUUUUGUGGGGUUUUAUUUCUUCCCAAAUGUUAUAUAAUAUAUACAAAAUGUAAAAAAAAAAAUUAUCUUCUGGGAAAACAAAACAGAACUGACGACUCAUCGUGCACUAUACUGAUUUUUAUCUAAUCAGAUGUUCUCUAGAAUAAGCAAAUAAAACAUCAUUGGAAUUCGUAGUUGAUGCAUCUGAAGUCUAUUGACUUUUAAAAAAUAAAAACGUGAGCCUUUCAAUAUGCCCCACCCACAAUUCCGUUUUAACAGGAAAUACAGAGGAAGAAAUCUGACCAGUGCAGCUGUAGCUAUGGCACAAACAUGAACUAUGAUUUGCUAGUCAGUUGCAGGUGGUGUUAUGGGGCGGGGCAUUCUGACUCUAUAGAGCAUCUAAUUGGACAAAAAUCUGUGUAGUGCGGGAUGAGUCAUCAGUGUUUUUGGUCAGUUUAACUAGAAGAAAAUUAUUCAAAAACUUAUUUUUUUUUUCAACGUUUAGCAUAUAGAAUUCCUAGAAUAAAUGCACAUGGACUAAAACCCACAAAACACUAAUUUUGAUUUAAUAGGGUCUUGAGAAUUAUUUAUUGAACAACAUUUAGGCGGAUCAAAUAUCUGCAUUGAGCAAAUAUGUGCUAAUCACUUCCAUGUUCACCAGCUGACUAAUUAGAACAAUCCGCUAACAGCUUUUACUCUAGGAAUCAAUUUGCAUUACCAGAAAACAUCCUGUGCUGUGGAAACUGAAGUUGUGGGAAUCAAAAGGUGCGUGCGACGCACUGGUGUUUAUUCAUACUUCUGAGGAGCUGAUGCGUGAUUCUCUGUUUGCUCACAGUUUUAAUUUCAACGAGACAGCUCCAAUUAAACCAAAUAUAGUGUCUUCUAGACACACUGGAAUUUGCUGUUAAGCCAUUUCUGCUUUUUUUUCCUCUUUAUACACUUUUAUUUUUAGUCACGAGGGACCUUUAGGAUCAAAUGAUCAUUUUGUCAAUGACUCAUCUUAUACAGUACAUAUGAUUUCUCUAUUGCAACUAAUAGCAAAAUUAUCAAGUGGAAUGUCUUUGAAUGCUGUUGUAGCAUUUCAUCUAAAUUUGUAAAUAAUUUGU
Messenger RNA from Carassius carassius (crucian carp), 2806 nucleotides. RefSeq names its product Ras association domain family member 10a (gene rassf10a). The coding region runs from base 104 to 1414 and encodes 436 amino acids. Gene Ontology annotation, biological process: signal transduction. The transcript has a single exon. The record is from RefSeq and is a predicted model, not a curated record. Lineage: Eukaryota; Metazoa; Chordata; Actinopteri; Cypriniformes; Cyprinidae.